AUCCCGGGAACCCUAAAGGCCAACCCUAGUAUAUAAAGCCUUCCUGCCCUCCCCUCACUCCCGCAGCCGCCGCCGCCCUCGAACUCGAAGCCCGUCGCCUGCGCGUCAUCCCCACCGCGUCGCCGACCCUUGCCGCCGGUCUCCUACCUCCGCCACCAUGGGGAAGACACGUGGUAUGGGAGCUGGGCGCAAGCUCAAGACCCACCGCAGGAACCAGAGGUGGGCUGACAAGGCAUACAAGAAGAGCCACUUGGGUAAUGAAUGGAAGAAACCCUUUGCUGGAUCAUCUCAUGCCAAGGGCAUCGUUCUGGAGAAGAUCGGUAUUGAGGCCAAGCAGCCGAACUCUGCCAUCCGUAAGUGUGCUCGUGUUCAGCUGGUGAAGAACGGGAAGAAGAUUGCUGCCUUUGUGCCGAAUGAUGGUUGCCUUAACUACAUUGAGGAGAAUGAUGAGGUGCUGAUUGCUGGAUUUGGUCGUAAGGGACAUGCCGUGGGAGAUAUUCCUGGUGUCAGGUUCAAGGUUGUGAAGGUUUCUGGUGUGUCCCUGCUCGCCCUCUUCAAGGAGAAGAAGGAGAAGCCAAGGUCAUAGAUUGCUUUUGGAUAGGCAAGAGUGGGGUAGACUGUCAAUGCUCUAUUAUCAAACUUAGUUGUGCUAGCAAGACCCCGCACAGUGCCGGAAGCCUACGACACUGGGUACGCUCUUUAGUUGUGCUAGCAAGAGAGAUGUAUCUUCUGUUAACAUUGCCAUUGAGAGUUUUGUUUCCACUUUGAAGAUAUUAAUGUUGCAUUGUUGCUUCAAGCUGGGGUUUCGACCCAGUCUGUCGUGACUUGCCUUCAGUUUGAGAAAUCUCUUGUUUUUUUAGCCUGCCUGGCUUGAA
This is a messenger RNA of Panicum virgatum (switchgrass), 875 nucleotides long. RefSeq names its product 40S ribosomal protein S23. The transcript has 4 exons. Gene Ontology annotation, cellular component: cytosolic small ribosomal subunit; ribosome. NCBI's taxonomy places the organism in Eukaryota, Viridiplantae, Streptophyta, Magnoliopsida, Poales, Poaceae. Gene Ontology annotation, biological process: translation. The record is from RefSeq and is a predicted model, not a curated record. Gene Ontology annotation, molecular function: structural constituent of ribosome. The coding region runs from base 158 to 586 and encodes 142 amino acids.